GUGCAUUAUUUUGUUCGUGGCUCCCUCUAGUGGUGGCUAUUGUUCCUCUCCCUGUUCGAAACUUUUAUGAGGGUGCACUUUUUGGUCAGGGUGUAAGGGCGGCGCUGGGAGAUGAUAUGAGGUGAGACAAGAGGAGAGGAGGACACGGAGAUGCGGCAGGAGCAGCGCUGAACUCCUCGCCGCUCAAUCUGGUCGGACGUAGGAGAUGAAAAAGUCCAAACUUUUCACGGAGCAGACUGGCCUCAGCAGGAGCAGCAACAGGAGGAGCAGCAGCAGAUACCGGCCGGCGCGUGGUGGUGGCCGCACACGGACGAACACCGACAGACGGAGAGAGCCGGAGCUUCCGACAGGAGCAGGAGGCGGAGGAGAAGAACGGCUCGGGGAGGUUCUGCUGUGGGGUUCGGGCAGUUGACUGAACCCGGAGGAGGAAGGACACCAUGGUUGUGUCGCUGCGGAGCUGGGUGGCCAACGAGGGAGUAAAGCAUUUGGUGCUGAUUCUGUGGAUGGGAGCUAACACCUGGCUGUUUGUGAAGACGUUCCUGCUGUAUUCUACUGGACCGCAGUAUUACUACCUCUACAAGAUGCUUGGGCUUGGUCUGUGCAUCAGCAGAGCAUCUGCGUCUGUACUGAACCUGAACUGUAGCCUGGUGUUGUUGCCAAUGUGUCGCUCACUGCUCACCUUCAUAAGAGGAACAAACACGGUAUCGAGCAGGAAGACACGCCGGCUGCUGGACAAGAGCAAGACGUUUCACGUGGCCUGUGGAGUGACCAUCUGCAUUUUCUCUGUUGUUCAUGUGUCUGCCCACUUGGUGAAUUUGAUGAACUUCAGCGUGAGCUACUCCAGUGACUUCCCUGCGCUUAACCUGGCUCGAUACAGAGGAGAGGAUCCAAAGCUCAUCAUUCUGACUACAAUUCCAGGAGUCACUGGCCUUCUCUUGGUUCUCAUCCUGUCCCUGAUGUUCAUGUCCUCCUCCUACUGCGUACGGGUGUCCAACUACGAGAUCUUCUGGUACACACACAACCUCUUCAUUGUCUUCUACAUCAUCCUCAUGGUGCACAUGAUCGGUGGGGCACUGAAGUAUCAGACCAACAUUGAGGCCCACCCUCCAGGCUGCUUCAGGACCAAUCAGAGCAACAUGGAAGAUCAGAGCGACGAACCUCAUCAGAGGAGCUGCAGGGAGGAGGCGCACUUCCAACCCCACUGCCCCCAGACUUGGCUGUGGGUAUCUGGUCCUCUCUGCCUCUACUGUGCCGAGCGUUUCUAUCGUUACAUGAGGAGCAGUGACCCCGUUGUCAUCGUGGCCGUCAUCAAACAUCCCUGUGAUGUCAUCGAGCUGCGCAUGCUAAAGAACAACUUCCAGGCUCGACCCGGGCAGUACGUCCUCCUCAACUGUCCAGGUGUCUCUUCGUUUGAGAACCAUCCCUUCACAUUAACAAUGUGUCCCACAGAGAAGAAGAAAACAUUCGGCAUUCAUCUCCGAGUCGUGGGAGACUGGACUGAGCGAUUCACACAGCUGCUUCUUCCUCAGCCGAGGAUGGACUUGGAGAUCCUUCCCAUGGUGCAACAGAGGAGAUAUCCCAGACUUUAUGUGGACGGCCCAUUUGGAAGCCCAUCGGAGGAGGUGUUCAACUAUGACGUCAGUCUGUGUGUGGCCGGUGGGAUAGGGGUCACGCCGUUUGCCUGUGUGCUUCAUGCUCUGCUCGAUGGUUGGACAGGUUUCAGGCUGCAGAGGUUGUAUUUUGUUUGGGUGUGUCGAGAGCUGCAGUCGUUUUAUUGGUUUGCAGAUCUGCUGUGUGCCCUUCAUCACAAGCUUUGGCAGGAGAACAGACCCGAUUAUUUUAACCUGAAACUGUACGUCAGUCAGAAAAACAGUCUACAGUGCAUGUCUGAGGAGAAGUACCGCCCCCUCACCUCAAGGCUGCUGUUUGGACGACCUAAGUGGAAGGUACUGUUCGAUGAGAUUGCCAAGACCAAUAAUCAUAAGCGUGUUGGUGUUUUCUGCUGUGGACCUAAGGGCAUCUCCAGGAGUCUUCACAGACUAUGUAACUCAACCCCAUCUCCUGGAAUAACCUUUGAAUUCAACAAGGAGUCUUUCAGCUGACUGCCUGACAACAGGAAGACAGAUAUCACCCUAAGGGAAGAUUGUGGUUUGUUUUUUUUUUGUACUUUUAUGGGGAGCUUUUUUAAUAUUUAGUUUUAUUUCUGUGGGAUCUGCAAAUCCUGUCAGCUAUUUAAUUUGUUACGUAAUUUCAAAUUACUCUGACUCUCUCAGUCAGAUGUCUCUGGACACCUUUAAAAGCGGUCCAAAAAAAAAAAAAAAAAAAAAACUCCAUAUAUUUAAUAGACUUCAUUAGUUCAAAGGAGAGCUUUUUCAGGGGUGAAAACUAAAAUGAGAAGGAAACGGCCUUCAGGUGCAGCACAUGCCCAUCCCAGUAGGGGGAGCAGGUCUCGAAUGAAAACUUCCAUUUGAUCCAAAGGACCCCAGAGGUGACGAUGAGGAUUUGUACGGUUUGUGUUUUUUUUUUUUGCGUAGAUCAAUGUUACACACAUUAGAGCCUUGUGUGUAAAAAAAAAA
Molecule: messenger RNA, 2576 nt
Organism: Cynoglossus semilaevis (tongue sole)
Lineage: Eukaryota; Metazoa; Chordata; Actinopteri; Pleuronectiformes; Cynoglossidae
Gene: nox4
Product: NADPH oxidase 4
Exons: 18
Coding region: 438-2102 (554 amino acids)
Biological process (GO): superoxide anion generation; defense response
Cellular component (GO): NADPH oxidase complex; plasma membrane
Molecular function (GO): superoxide-generating NAD(P)H oxidase activity
Source: RefSeq, a predicted model, not a curated record